Molecule: messenger RNA, 1852 nt
Organism: Anopheles gambiae (African malaria mosquito)
Lineage: Eukaryota; Metazoa; Arthropoda; Insecta; Diptera; Culicidae
Exons: 2
Coding region: 449-1240 (263 amino acids)
Source: RefSeq, a predicted model, not a curated record
GAAAUUUUACGUAAAAAAACGGACUACCAGCUGCCGAAAGAUGCGCGCACGUUGCUUAAGACAAGGCAAUGUGGAAAAGAAACGUACCCUAUAACAGGGGGAGAAUUUUGGUUCCCUGGGGUACGAUCGGUUCUCAAGGAUCACUUUCGGUAAGAAAGCAAUAGUCUUAAAUACGAUGAUUACUUUUUACUAAUAUUAUAUGUUUUUUGUCUGUAUUUUGUAUCUUUACAGCGAUGUGCCACCAAGAGUCAGCAAAUUUUCGUUGAACCUUUUCGAUUGAUGGACUUCCACUGCACAAGAGCACUGGAAAACAGUUUUGGCCCAUAUUAAUGAGCAUUCAAGAAAUGCUGGAAGUUCCAGUAUUGAUGGUUGGCAACUUUUUUGGUGAAUCGAAACCAAAGAGUGUUGAGGAAUAUCUGCGCCGCUUGUCGACGAGCUAAAUGGGUUGAUGGAUAAUGGCAUUGUAAUAGCCAAUAAGCCAAUCGAAAUACACGUAAGAGCUUUCAUCGCGGACUCACCAGCAAGAGCAUUCAUAAAAGGUUCAGUUUACUUCAACCACACACAUGGUUGCCAAAAAUGUACGGUACAAGGAAGAUAUCAUAGCGCACACCGAGUUACAUGUUUCCCGGGAAUGGAUCAUCCAGCAAGAACGCAUGAAGAUUUCGUCCAAUCAUAUUACGGAGCACAUCAUCGGGAAAAAACGCCUCUCAUGGAUCUUAAGAACUUUGACAUCAUAAAGCAGAUUAUUAUAGCAGAUCGUUUGCACCUCUUUGACUACGGCGUAACAAGAACAAUGCUGAAAGGAUGGAAAUCAGGCAAAUUAGGAGGGGGUGCCAAGUGGUCUGAAGAAACAAUAAGCAAGAUUGAUGCUUUGCUGAAGGAGGUGGAACUUCCUUUAGAGUUUCAUCGCAAACUCCGUUCUGUUGAAGACAUUGGAUUUUGGAAAGCUAGUGAGUUCCAAAUGUUUCUGCAUUACGCGAGCUUUAUAGUUUUGAAGGAUGUAUUAACAGAUGUACAGUAUGACCAUUUUAUGAAGUAUUACUGUGCGGUAACAUUGUUAUCAUCCGAAGUGUAUAAGAAUGAUUGGCUUGAGGCGAAACGCUUGCUAAGAGACUUCGUUUUAGAAUAUGGUGUUAUCUACGGCGAACAUUGCAUCACCAGCAACAUACAUAGUUUGUUGCAUGUGUAUGAUUUUUUUUUUUAUUCAGGAGUAACGGUCCAAAAAGGCCGUAUUGCUUAAGAGUAGAGCAUGUGUAUGAUGAUGUAUACACAUUCGGCCCGCUUUACACCAUUUUAUCUUAUCCCUUUGAAAGUAAGCUCCAGCAUGUCAAGAACUGUCUUCGAAACGGUCAUAAGGUUUUGGUGCAGGCUGCAAAUAGGAUAUCGGAGCAAAACCCACAUACUGCGUCAUCAAGUACAGCAAAUCUCUCUUUUCCAUUUUUGAAAACCAAAACUAAUGGAGUAGCAUUGCACAUUAAUCGACAAUUAAUUCGUUCUCCUGGUAUUCAGUCCAAUUGGUUUUUGACUCAUGAUAACUACAUAGUUUAAUAUUGUAGCGCAGAACAAAAAGAUUCAACGAUAAUAAUUAAUGGGAGAGCAUUCAAUUAUAUAACGGAAACUCACUCGUACUAUAUUUCACCUUUUAUGAAGGAUAUAUAUGAAGAAAAUAUAAGUAACCUUCGUACCGAUGAAAUGGUAUUUUUACCCAGGGAUAUAAAGUGUAAAUUAGUAGCUAUUAAAACUACUGAUAACUGCUUAGUGUUAGUUCCCUUUCUCAGGACGUUAACCGAAUAAAACAUAAAAAAUCGAUCUUAUAGAAACGUUAUUAACGUUUAAUUAUGUAAAUAAUUAA